AUGUCCCUCGAAAUACAGCAAAACGAACGGACCAAACGAUGCUUUGUCGAGCUGGAAAAACGGCUAGACGACCCCGAAAAGCAGCAGAUUGUCGCUGUACUGGCGCAGAAGGAUGUUUUAACCGUUGGAGAUGUCAAGAAAAUUCAGGCCCUCAUCCCUCCAAAUUUCCCGGCAUUUUUCAUCCUGCUGAACGAAUUUCGACGAGCCAGCCCCGCAUUCCGCGCCAAAACCGACCAGCUAAAACGCAAAUUUGAAGACUAUGCCUAUCGCAAGUUGGUGGAAAGCGUCGACCCGGCCCAAUCAUACGGCGCCACCCCAUUGAUGGCCGAUUUUGGCUCGGAUUUCCGGUCGAUGAACCGUCAGCUGGGCACGGUAAUCAAUUUCGCGAUCACGGUCAUCGGCGGGUUCUUUUUCGGCUUCAGCGGCGUCACCUACGCGUAUCCAUCUAGAGAUUGGGAUUUGGCGACGAGGUUCCUUAUCGGCCUCGUGCUGGCGACGAUCAUCUUCUUUGCCGAUCUGUACUUUCUGAUCAAGAAUAUGGACGAGGAGCUGGCGCCGAGGCCUAAUGCCGGGAAGCUUCACGAGGUUCCCCUGGAUCUGAGGGCCCUCGCCGGAGACAAGGCUGCUACAAAGACCGCCAAACCGGAGAAGUUCGACGUGGUCGUGGUGGGCGGCGGCAUCGUGGGCUGCGCGACGGCGCGUGAGAUUCUGCUCGAGCGGCCGAAUCUGAAGGUGGCCGUCAUUGAGAAGGAGGCCCAGCUCGCGCCUCAUCAAAGUGGGAACAACAGCGGCGUCAUCCACGCGGGCAUCUACUACACUCCGGGCAGCUUGAAGGCCAGGUUAUGCGUAGAAGGGAUGAAGCUGGCCUACGAGUUCUUCGACCGUCGCAAAUUCCCCUAUAAAAAGACGGGCAAGCUGAUCGUGGCCGUCGAGCCAGUGGAGGUCGAUCGAUUGAUGCACCUCUACGAGCGCGGUGUGCAGAACGGGGUGCCCGACUUGGAACUGGUCGACGGCGACCGCAUCAAGGAGUUCGAGCCGCAUUGCAAGGGGCUGAAGGCCAUCUGGUCACCGCACACCGGCAUCGUCGAUUGGGGCGCCGUCACGCGGGAAUAUGCCAACGACUUCCGGGAAAAGGGUGGAGAGGUGCUCCUCCACCAUCCACUACGUUCGUUCGGGCAAUCCGGCGAUCCGGAAUAUCCGGUACGGAUCGUGUCGGACGCGGACAAGGCCCCACUAUUAACGAAAUACGUGAUCACCUGCGCCGGGCUGCAGUCUGACCGUGUCGCUCAAUUAUCCGGCUCCUCCAGGGAUCCGAAGAUUGUCCCAUUUAGGGGUGAAUACUUGCUGCUGAAGCCGGAGAAGCGACACCUCGUCAAAACUAACAUUUACCCGGUUCCCGAUCCGAGAUUCCCGUUCCUCGGCGUCCACUUUACACCGCGAAUGAAUGGCGACGUGUGGCUGGGCCCGAAUGCGGUGCUUGCGUACAAACGUGAGGGCUAUUCAUAUUUCUCCGUGUCGCCGCGGGACCUGUUCGAGUCGCUGUCGUAUAGCGGAAUGCAAAAGCUGGUCGGCAAGUACUUCAACUACGGCAUCAAAGAGUUCUACCGCGGCAUUUUCAUCCGUGCACAGGUGAAGCAGCUGCAACGUUUCGUGCCCGAGCUCAAAUUCUCCGACGUCACACGCGGCCCAUCCGGUGUACGCGCCCAGGCAAUGGACGCCCAAGGGAAUCUGGUCGACGAUUUCGUCUUUGAUGCAGCGGAAGGAGAAUUCGACGGUCGCAUUCUGCACGUCCGCAACGCCCCGAGCCCCGGCGCCACCUCGUCGCUGGCCAUCGCGAAGAUGAUCACCGAAAGAGCGCAGAAGCUGUUCAACUUU
Mesorhabditis spiculigera is the source of this 1875-nucleotide messenger RNA. The record is from the annotation of a GenBank genome assembly. NCBI's taxonomy places the organism in Eukaryota, Metazoa, Nematoda, Chromadorea, Rhabditida, Rhabditidae.